AUGCCUCCUGCAAAGGCCUUGAAGACCGAACGCACCCAUGAAGAGAACCAAGAGCGUGCAUACAUUGCCGCCUCACGUCGAAGUGACCGCAGCCUCGAAGCUCGUGUGGAGUCAGCGCGGCGAGCGUCAGAAAUCCACAAGAGGCGGACAGGUCGGUCACUUCGUGUGAGCGAACAGGAUGUCGUCAACGAGGAGAUGUACGAAGAGGAAGACGACGACCUUCCUGUGCAAUAUCGACGACUCACCGCCCAUUUGCAAACCGGCUCUGCCGAUUUCAACCGAAGGCUAUCAGCAUAUCUCACUAAUCAUGUAGCGAUGAGGAGCGCCCUUGAUCAAGCAAUUUCCAAUUCUUAUGCUCAGCAGUAUCCCAACGCUCCGCAGUUUUCGCACAAUCAGAGCGUCUACCCAUCGCCGUUUCCCCCGAAAUCCCCUCACGCACAAUGGCCGCAGUCUUACGGCCAGCCAUACCCCACACCAGGGACACCAGGCUACAGGCCGUCUUACCAGCAGCGGAGGCCUUCGCAGCCUCAGUCGCAACAUACCUCAAGUUUCUCACCUCACUUGUCACAUUCGAAUGGAGCCCAAUCGGAUGGGGCUCCUAACGGUCAAGCCUCGCAGCGGCAAGCAUCGCAAUCAUCUCACUCGACAUCUCACUCGACAUCUCACUCGACAUCUCACUCUCCAGUGCAACACCGAACAAAUGUCCCGCACACGCCACAGAGCCACAAGCAUAGCCCCGUCGCACCAGCUGCGCAGACAAGUGCGCCUCCAGCGACAGUGCCACCACAACAGAAGCAGCUCUCCCCACAUGUCAAUGAGUAUCCCAGCAUGAGUCCAUUUACACUAGCGCUGCCCGUAGAAUCACAGAUGCUACUCAGUGGAGCUCUUGACCCUAGCGAUCCCAUGACGAGUGCACUAAUGGGCGGAUAUGAGAACUUACCAAGUGCAUUCAGCCAUGACAAUCAGACCGAAAUGAAGCCCCAGAGCUUCAACCCACAGAUUGGCGGCAUGAGUACGACUCUAGCACCCAGUGCCCUUGAUAUGCAAACGCGACAAGUCGGUUUCAAUCAGAACGCUGCAGCCAACUCAAUGCCGCCGACAUUUAUGGCACAGCAGAGCUUUGAUAAUGCCGACUUUUCAAAGCUUCAAAUGUUUCCUACAACACACAGCUCGCAGGGCAGUGGGACUGCGACACCAGGAUUAGAUGCUGGCUGGGAGGCUUUCAUUAACGACACGUCCUGGGGCGAGAAUGGCACCUGA
This is a messenger RNA of Bacidia gigantensis, 1260 nucleotides long. RefSeq lists its product as uncharacterized. The record is from RefSeq and is a predicted model, not a curated record. Bases 1 to 1260 code for a protein of 419 amino acids. NCBI's taxonomy places the organism in Eukaryota, Fungi, Ascomycota, Lecanoromycetes, Lecanorales, Ramalinaceae. The transcript has 2 exons.